This is a messenger RNA of Trichoderma citrinoviride, 2823 nucleotides long. RefSeq lists its product as hypothetical. Lineage: Eukaryota; Fungi; Ascomycota; Sordariomycetes; Hypocreales; Hypocreaceae. The record is from RefSeq and is a predicted model, not a curated record. Gene Ontology annotation, cellular component: nucleolar ribonuclease P complex; ribonuclease MRP complex. Bases 1 to 2823 code for a protein of 940 amino acids. The transcript has a single exon. Gene Ontology annotation, biological process: tRNA 5'-leader removal.
AUGGCUUCCAACCAUUCCACGGGCGGACAGUCCGGUGCUGCUUCCAAGAAGCGCGGCGCACCGGCUCACAAUGCCCGCAGCGAUGCGUUUAUGCAGAAGCGCGCCAAGGUGCAUGCUGCGCGAAGCAUCCCGACGCAAGCUGCUGAUGCCGCGCUCAAGGAUGGCGAGCUGGAUCUGGUUGCCUUUGUGGCGGCUCAUGAGUUUGAGAUUCGCGCUCUGGAGCAGAGCAUGGCCACGACCAAGGCCGUCAAGAGCAGCAGAGCCUUCCAGCAGGUCCCUCGCGGGCUGAGACGACGGACGGCGAGCCACAACCCCAAGCGGGUGCCUCGAAGGCUUCGCGCCAGGGCCAGGAAGGAAAUGGACGAAGACAACACUCCCCUGGUCGAAUCUCGAAAACGAAAGCCGAGGACGACGAGAGCGAGGAUACGAGCCCAGACAGCCAAGCGACUUCGCAUACUCUCAGCGCGAAAGAAGAAGAGGAAGCUGGAGAGGAACCAGCAGGCCUCCAACGACGCGAAGCGGGACGACCCGAAAGCGUCAGGGACCACCAACGUCGACGUCGUGGGAAGGGCUCCCAGGCCCAAGAUACGGAGGAACGCGCUCAACGAACCUCCUAGACCAGCCGCAAAGUUCAGGAAGAGGCAGAUCAACAAGACCUGGCUGCCGACACAUCAAUGGCACGCAAAGAGGGCUCGCAUGACGGAGCCCACGGAACCCCUGUGGCGCUUUGCCAUCCCGUUGACACCCAAUGAAAAGAUAUACCGACCGACACACAGGGCACAAGGAGAACGCGGCACCAUGGUUUGGGACAUGACCUACAUGAGCACCAUUGGUCUCUAUGGGAACUUUGCCGGCAUGGCGAGAGUCCUCCGGAGGGUCGGAGUGACGAACGAUUCUUGCUGGGACGACAGAGGAUUGAAGUGGAGGCAGGGCACAAGAGCGUGGACUGGAAUUUUGAGUCGGGAGAGAGCUGGGGUUCAUCGGCCAAUAUGCCAAUCGAUUGUUAUCUGGGAUCCUGAACCACCGUCACAGCAUACCGAAGAAGAUGGCGCAGAAGGAGAAGGAGAGCAGCGAAGCAAAAUCGAUAAGAAGACGCAAAGACGUGUCUUUCUCAGAGUCCACCCUUCGGCUUUCCUAGAGCUGUUCAAUGAGCUGCUGCGGCUGAUAAAGAUGGAAAAGCCCCGGCUGUACAUUGAAGAUCUGAGAUUCGAGAUCGGAAGCAUAGAGCUCACCGGCCCUGCGUCUACUGAGACUCUGCUGUCAGUCUUGACGCCGUAUCCUUCAGGGGGCUCAGGUCCGAAGAACAAGCACGCCGAGCUAUUCGAGUCUCUGAAAGGGCUGAUGAACCCGGCUGCUCUGCCGAGCAAUUCAGUGCUACACUUUGCAGUCCAGGACCCUCGGCUGCGGUAUCCGCCACGGAAGAUGGAGUUUCCCGAGAAUGAGCAGGCUCAGAUGGAUUUGCUGGCCACAAUCGCCAGCUGGCCCGCAGAGAAAGACCUGCAGCCGUCGCUUUUGUUUGACCGACAUGCCCGGCAUAGGGCUUCCUGCUUGCCAUCACAAAAGUCCAUCAACAGGAGAAGAAGUAAAGCCACGUCCGGAGCACUUCUGAAGCCGACCAUACAUGAUCCUCCCAUUCCCGUUACGCUCAUCGCGUCUCGUUCCGCACCAGGCACGCAGGCGCAAGGGACAUGGACUCUCCUCGCCCCUUGGAAAUGCAUCCUCCCUCUGUGGUACAGCAUCGUGCACUGCCCGCUUGUCUCAGGCGGCAACCCACGGUUCGCCGGGCUGAACGAGACGAUGCAAGUGGCUUUUGAGCGCAGUCUUCCAUGGUUCCCCGCCGACUUCCUGGGCACUGAUGCUGGAGCGGGAUGGGAACUUGAGCGGAGGCAGAGGCGAAAGAGGGAUUGGGCACGGCGCCCAAAAAGCAAGAGGGUCGAGUGGGCGUCUCUUGCGCUAGGCGCAGGCCGACAGGGUGAGAUUGGGGACGGACACGCUUGUGACUUUGAAUUUCUCUUUGGCCUUGCACAGCAGCAGCAGCAGCAGCAGCAGCAGCAGAGUGCACCGCCCGACGAUUCAGGAGAUGCGAUGGAUGUUGAUGAUGAAAACCCGGCGCCGACCAAGAAGAAGGGGAAUAACGUCGAAAUACCUUACCUCAAGCUUCUGAACAGCAUCCCCAAAUCGGUCUUCAACAGCCUACUAUCGCCAUCUCCGACUCUUCAGCCACUCCUUCCAUACGCUAUUGCGUGUGUCCGGAUAUCGCUCCUCUCGCGAGGCGUUGCCAAUCCAUGCGCGAGAAUCUACCGUCUGCCUUCAGAAGCUAUUCCGAUACCACCAUCUUCUGAUGCCGAAGUCCCCGCAAGCAUGCCUCCAGGAGCGUCGUCUCUCCCGUCCGAUCUUCGGGCGCAGUGGCUUUCGCGCAUCCCCUCGUUUUCAUCCUCUUCAACAGUGUCCAAGUCUAGGUCAUCUUCAUCUUUCCAGACUCAGUCGAAGAAGACGGCGUCACGAUUAGACGACAUAGAGACGCGCAAACGCAUUCUAGCACAGGAGCUCCUCAGUGCUCCUAUAAGUCUGGAAAGCGGUUUGGGGCCCAACGAAACAGACAUUGGCGGACACCAUCCGCUGGUGCCUGAUGCGAAGGACCUCAUCGGCUUUGUCACCACGGGAUCGUUUUGUCUGGCGAACGGUCGAGGGGCGGCGAUUGGCAGCAUCGCCGUGGAGAAGGUGUUGGCCGAUGUCCGCGCGAACCCCAAGGAGGGAAGGCUGUGCAUUGUGAGGAACGCCGGCGAGAAUGUUGGCUGGAUCGCGAGGUGGGAGGUGGUUUGA